AUGCAUCGUAGUACCGAAGCCCAAUCACAAACCUCGCCUGAUGAAGGUGGUCCUCCAUUGCCGCCCCCGAAUUCACCUGAAAACGUGGAGGAAAAUAUGAAAACAGCCAAAGAGGCUCCAGUGUCGCCCAAGUCCAGGAACUCGAAGCUACAGCUUCGCGUGAGCCGGAGGACAUCAAGCCGGGAAACUAAAUGUGAAGAGCUAGAAUCGCAAUCAUCGAGCUCCAGCUAUGUGGGCACACGCAGAAGAGGCAGGCCCCCCAAACAGAAAAGGACUCUAUACGGAGAACUCACGGUCAACUGUCGCAAGUGCGGAACUGCCACGAUCUAUUACCCGGCUCGCACCAAGUUCUUCUCAUGUGCGGAGAUAGAUGGUCGCUUGUUUAAGGUGAAGCGGAUCUCGGCCAGAAAGGUGCUGGGUGGUGCCACUCGCAAGGAACCGAAGAAGCGGACUGCGUAUACUUGUAGGAAACCCAUUGUUCCUUGAACUCGAAUUCCGAAAGAUUUCCAAAAUGCAUGUAACUCUUGUCUAAAUUAUUCGUACCAAGAAUUGUUACAUACGAGUAAAAGCUGCAAAGCAAGCUAUUUUGAUUA
This is a messenger RNA of Drosophila erecta, 593 nucleotides long. RefSeq lists its product as uncharacterized. The record is from RefSeq and is a predicted model, not a curated record. Lineage: Eukaryota; Metazoa; Arthropoda; Insecta; Diptera; Drosophilidae.